Molecule: messenger RNA, 951 nt
Organism: Plasmodium coatneyi
Lineage: Eukaryota; Apicomplexa; Aconoidasida; Haemosporida; Plasmodiidae
Product: Transcription factor with AP2 domain(S)
Exons: 2
Coding region: 1-951 (316 amino acids)
Biological process (GO): regulation of DNA-templated transcription
Molecular function (GO): DNA-binding transcription factor activity
Source: RefSeq, a predicted model, not a curated record
AUGACUCCCAGGCUUAACAGAAGGUUACUGUCAAUCCAAGGAGGCCUCCUAAACAAUCCCAUUGGAAGCAUUGCACGAUUUAGAAUAAAACAGACGUGUGCUAGGCAAAAUGAAAGUGAAGAAAGGCAGAAAAGUUCCUCAUUUGAGAAUUUUCCAAACCACACUUUUAUGUAUCCCAAGCAAGGGGAAGGUUCCACAAAUGGCAUUCACCAAUACAGAAGAAACAGCUGCAUCGUUGGCAGCACAUCCGAAGUUAGGCUAGGAGGAAGCUUAUUCUCCUGCCAAGAUAAGAAAUAUUUCAGUGGAAGAAGUGGAGGAUUAAAAAGAAGGAAGAAAAGAAAAGAUGAAAGAGUUAUAAAUACCUGUGCAGGAAAAAGGCUGGAAUUUUUUUAUCCCAAAAAAAAGAGAAGACAACGAAUUGGGCUAAUUCAAAAUAGCAGAAAAAAUAUAGUUUACGAUAAUGUGUUGAAAAGGUUCCUAGUUUAUUAUUACAAACAAGGCAUUCAAGUGUUUAGAAGUUUCAGCUGCAAGAAGAAAAGAAACUUCGAGUCAGCCAGGAACAAAGCUAUAAUCCUCUCAAAACAGUACAACAAAAAGUAUAGCAAACAAAUCGAUAAGGAAAAAGGGGCUAACAAAACACCCCUUAAUAUCAAUGACAGCAGCAAUUUGAGUGCAAAAUAUGAUCACAAUGUUACAAGAAAUGUAAAAAUUGUUCCUGAUAAAAAUAAAAGUGGAUAUAGGGGCGUCUUUUACGACUCCUCUGAGCAUGCUUACAUUUGCGUCUAUAACGAGGCGGGCAUAAGAAAAUUUCAAAUUUUUAAAAUUCAAAAUAACGAUUAUUUGGAGGCGUACAAUUUAGCCGUCAUGUGUCGACGCUACAAGCUUUUUAAAAACUUUCAAUUCGUUUCACAGCGAAAUCGAAUACGCAGUGGGCGCAUACAUCUUAAGUGA